CAAAGAAAGAAAUCAGAGAGAGAGAGAGAGAGAGAUAGAGAGAGAGACAAAGAGAUGGAUAGUGGGACGAUGAUGAUACGGAAGAAGGUGCAGAGGAAAUGCAAGAUAAGAGGAUACACUCUGAAAGUCGAUGCUCUCGAUGAGAUCCUCUCUUUCGUCAACCGUUUCCCAGGCGCUGAAGACGACGCCCUCGACCUCCUUCUCGACCAUCUCCUCGACCACGAUUCCUUGAAAUCUUCAAUAAUCGACAGGGAACCCGUGCACCGUGUCGUCACCCUUUUACUAGAAGCCGAAGCAGCCGUCGACGACGACGUUGACGACGAACCCACCGGUGGGCCCUCCUCCUCUUCCUCUGCUAUUCGCGUUGUUGAUGCCUUCUUCGUCCCCAAAUUUCGUUACGACCCCAUCAAAAAGAUUUUCUACGAGCACACGGGAAGUCUAGCAAUUCAUGGGGAAGCUUCUGCCAAAGCGGGUUUGUAUAGGGACCGCUUCCUAUUGCUGUUCCAGAGGCUUGCUCGCGACCACCAUUUUUCCAAGCCUGCGUUUGAUACUGAAAUUUCACAAGUUGGAAGUUGUGAGAUAUCUCCAAUUCAGUCUCUAGUUGGCCAAACUGGAAGAAGAUGGGUCAUGGGUGUGAUAUCUCAAUUGGAAGAUGGCCAUUAUUUCUUGGAAGACCUAACUGCUUCCGUUGAAAUCAGUUUAUCUAAUGCAAAGAUAACUACAGGGUUUUUCUCAGAGAAUACCAUUGUUGUAGCAGAAGGUGAGAUGCUCCUAGAGGGCAUAUUUCAGGUAAUUACUUGUGGAUUUCCUCCAUUAGAGGACAGAGAUAAGUCGCUCAAAUCACAAGCAGGACAUGACUUCUUCGGUGGUGGCAUACUAACUAAAGAAGAGACUCUCAGACUUGCAGAGUUUGAAAAGAGAGCAGUUAACGACAUGUUUGUCAUCUUCUCUGACAUUUGGCUAGACGAUGAAGAGGUUAUGGGAAAACUAGAGAUUGUCCUCGAUGGUUUUGAGAGUGUUGAGGUGGUUCCUUCCUUAUUUGUAUUCAUGGGGAAUUUUUGUUCUCACCCCUGUAACCUUUCCUUCCAUUCUUUCUCAAGUCUCAGAUCACAGUUCGGCAAGCUUGGGCAAUUGAUUGCAGCCCAUCCACGGCUGAAGGAACAUAGUCGAUUUCUUUUUAUUCCAGGACCUGAUGAUGCAGGUCCAUCAACAGUUCUACCCAGGUGUGCUUUACCUAAAUAUUUAACUGAAGAGCUUCAGAAGCACAUUCCAAAUGCCAUAUUUUCAAGCAAUCCUUGCAGAAUCAAAUUCUAUACCCAAGAAAUUGUAUUUUUCCGUCAGGAUCUGCUCUAUAGAAUGCGUCGCUCAUGUCUGAUGCCCCCUUCUAUGGAAGAAACUACUGAUCCUUUUCAGCAUCUUGUUGCUACCAUAAUUCAUCAAAGUCAUCUCUGUCCACUCCCUCUUAUUGUACAACCUAUUGUCUGGAAUUAUGACCACUGUCUCUAUCUCUAUCCUACUCCACAUACGAUUGUUUUAGGGGACAAAAGUGAGCAGAAGGCAUUCAAAUACACAGGAAUCACUUGUUUCAAUCCCGGUUCCUUCUCAAAUGACUAUACAUUUGUGGCAUAUCGACCUUGUACUCAUGAAGUUGAAUUGUCAGCCCUGUAGGCAUUUGUGAAAUGCUGCAUGAUUGUCAGUGAUGAAGGAAUCUGAGAAAGGUUUUCUACACUGUUCUUCAGCAGGCCAAUCUGAUUCAAUGCAUUCUAUGUGAUGUUAGGUGGAAUAGGAUUACAGCUCAAUUAUUCCAGUAUUUAAUUGAAAAUUAGCCCUUCAAUCACUAGAAAUUUGUGGUGUACAGAAGAUUAGGCAGUUGAUAGUUUUAAGUGGAAGCACAUCGUACUUCUGGGGUAGAAAAUACUGCUGGCAUGUAAAUAUUGCUUGUCAAAAUGAUUCAGUUCGUGCAUUCAUUAUGUCUCCUUUGUAAAAUCAUGCCUUCAACAAACAGUGUGGAAAAAUGGCAAUUCCAUCAAUUCACUAACGAAAUGAUUUAAAAUAUAAUAAGGAUUGUGGUGUCAACACACUAAUUAUUUAACU
This is a messenger RNA of Quercus robur (English oak), 2094 nucleotides long. Its product is annotated as DNA polymerase epsilon subunit B. Gene Ontology annotation, biological process: error-prone translesion synthesis; DNA-templated DNA replication. The transcript is spliced from 13 exons. Gene Ontology annotation, cellular component: epsilon DNA polymerase complex. Bases 55 to 1668 code for a protein of 537 amino acids. The record is from RefSeq and is a predicted model, not a curated record. Gene Ontology annotation, molecular function: DNA binding. Lineage: Eukaryota; Viridiplantae; Streptophyta; Magnoliopsida; Fagales; Fagaceae.